Messenger RNA from Fulvia fulva, 2649 nucleotides. RefSeq names its product Spindle pole body component alp14. The coding region runs from base 1 to 2649 and encodes 882 amino acids. Gene Ontology annotation, molecular function: microtubule plus-end binding; microtubule plus end polymerase activity. Gene Ontology annotation, cellular component: kinetochore; spindle pole; centrosome. Gene Ontology annotation, biological process: establishment or maintenance of microtubule cytoskeleton polarity; mitotic spindle organization; microtubule polymerization. Lineage: Eukaryota; Fungi; Ascomycota; Dothideomycetes; Mycosphaerellales; Mycosphaerellaceae. The record is from RefSeq and is a predicted model, not a curated record. The transcript has 2 exons.
AUGUCGGACGAUCCGGAGGAGUGGGCCAAGUUGCCCCUUGCAGAACAAUUCGCGCACAAGAACUGGAAGGCGCGGAAAGGUGGUUACGAGACAGCAGCAAACCAAUUCAAGACAGCGCAACCGACAGACACGAUCGUCAAGGACUUUGUGUACGACAGUCAGCUAUGGAAAGGCGCAGUGGGAGACUCGAACGUCGCAGCGCAACAGGAGGCGCUCAACGCAUACAAUGCUUUCCUCGAUGCGGCAGGCACAGAAGGAGCGCGGAGGACACGAGGAGUCACUGUCGGGCCAGUGGUGGAGAAAGGAUUGACUGGACGACCCGCCGCAAAAGCCUCAGCACAAGAAGCACUACUUCUGCUGAUUGAACUGGACAAGGCAGAUCCCGUCAUAGAGGAGCUGCUGGGGUACUUCUCACACAAACUGCCUAAGAUCAUCGCUGCGACACUCGAAGCACUAGCCGGUAUCGUGCGCGCAUAUGGCAUGAAGAUCGUCGAGCCAAAGCCGAUACUAAAACUCCUACCCAAGAUCUAUGGACACGCCGACAAGAAUGUUCGAGCGCAGGGACAGAAUCUCACUGUAGAGAUGUACAGGUGGCUGAGGGAAGCAAUGAAGCCCCUGUUCUGGAACGAAUUGAAGGAGGUGCAACAGAAGGACUUGGACAAGCUGUUCGAGCCGGUGAAAGCGGAACCUACACCAAAGCAGGAGCGUCUACUACGAUCGCAGCAAGCCGCGAAAGAGCAGGAAGAGGCAGCUGGUGGCGGUAACGAAGAGGCGGAAGAAGAGGGCGACGAAGGUGGGGAGAUCGAUCUGGAGCCAGAAUUCGAGGCUGUGGAUGUGCUCGCAAAGGUGCCGAAAGACUUCAACGAUCGACUCGCCAGCACAAAGUGGAAGGACAGGAAAGAGGCACUUGACGAGACAUUCACAGCAGUAAACGUGCCUGCGAUACAGCCGGGUUCCUUUGACGACAUCAUCCGAGGUUGUGCAAAGAGCAUGAAGGACGCCAAUAUUGCCGUGGUCACAAUUGCCGCAAAUGUGGUCGAAUGUCUAGCAAAAGGCUUGCGGAAGGACUUCUCCAAGUAUCGAAGCUCGAUUCUAGCUUCAAUGCUGGAGCGAUUCAAGGAGAAGAAGGCAUCUGUGACGGAUGCUAUUGGCGCUGCCUGCGACGCCGUCUUCUCUGCCACUAGCCUGGGCGACGUGCAAGCAGAUGUGUUGGAGGCACUGAAGAGCAAGAACCCUCAGGUCAAGGAGAAUACUGCCAAGUUUCUGACUCGAGCCCUGAGAACUACACGAGAAGCGCCCACCAUCGAGCAGACGAAAGAGAUCUGUGAAGGCGCCAAGAAGCUCCUCACCGAAAGCGCCGCGCCACUACGAGAUGCCGGGAGUGAAGUAAUGGGCGUGUUGUGGAAGAUCAUGGGCGACCGGAACAUGUUGGCACACUUUGAAGGACUCGACGAUAUUCGAAAGAACAAGAUCAAGGAGGUUUCGGAUGCUGCGGAGGUCAAAGCGAAGUGGAAGCCGAAAGCUGCGGCGCCUCCACCAAAAGCCGCUGCGCCAGCUGGAAGAAAGCCUGCUCUCGGCACGAAGCGACCUGCUGCGAAGAAGGCUGCGCCGCCAAAGUCAGCAUCUCCGCCACUUGAUGAAGAUGCACCAGCGUUACAGCCAAGACCAACAACCAGACCUGGCGCCAAACCGGGUGGUCUUAAGCCACCUGGUGGCCUCAAAGCCCCGGGAAGUGGACUUGCAAGACCUGGGAUGGGCCUGAAAGCACCAUCAGCAGGAGCAGCAUCACCGAAGCGUCAAGCACCCGUUGCCGAUGACCCUCCGCCACCAUCAACACCCAAACCAAGUGCUGGUGCGGGUAGGGGUCUGGCAGGACGGCCACUUGGCAAGCCAGCCCUCGCGCCCACGUCACCUUCCGCUGCGCCGCGAGCAGAUCCAGCUAGCAGUGCACUCAGCGCUAUUGAGCGACAGGAGCUUUCUGAUCUGCGAGCGGAAGUCGAUCUUGCGCGACAGCAGGCGUCAGAUCUUCGCACUGACAAGCUCAGGCUUACGUCACAAGUUGCAGAACUGCAAGUACAGAACGCACAACUGAUCGAAGACCACACCCGCGAUGUGCUCCAAAUCAAGGCAAAGGAAACUCAGCUCGUGCGUGCCCGCUCGGACGCUGAAUCAGCAGAAGACCGCGCCAAUUCCCUUAGCAAGGAAAUCGACAGACUGAAGCGGGAGAUCUCUCGGCUGGGUAGGAAUCAGGCUGGUAGAGACAGCCCGAUCGACAGCGCGCCGACUUCUCCACGUCCAGCAUACGGCAGCAGCAGAAGCUUCAAUGUGCCGUCAGCACGAGGCUACGGUAACAUCGAUGGCUAUAGUGACGGUAAGGAGAACCAGUUCCAUGAUACUAACGGAAAGCUAAGAGGUGGUUAUGCAGAUGCUCGAGACCGUGCGCUGAGCGGUACCAGUCGACAUUCGAGACCGGAGAGCAACGGCAAUGGGUCUGGGCGUGCGACGCCUAGUGAUGAUCGACAGUCAAACCUGGAUAGAAGUCAGGGUGAGGGAGUUGAGAGUUGGCGGAGGGCGGCGGAGGUCACGCAGAAUUUGAAGGCGAGGAUUGAGAUGAUGAAGGCCAGACAGAACAUUGGUCGUGGCCAAUGA